This is a messenger RNA of Pistacia vera, 1725 nucleotides long. Its product is annotated as AP-1 complex subunit mu-2. The coding region runs from base 225 to 1511 and encodes 428 amino acids. The record is from RefSeq and is a predicted model, not a curated record. The transcript has 12 exons. Gene Ontology annotation, biological process: vesicle-mediated transport; intracellular protein transport. NCBI's taxonomy places the organism in Eukaryota, Viridiplantae, Streptophyta, Magnoliopsida, Sapindales, Anacardiaceae. Gene Ontology annotation, cellular component: clathrin adaptor complex; cytoplasmic vesicle.
GACAAAUGCCAUGCCAUUGAAGGAUCGAUGGAUCGACCUCCAGUAAACAAUCACAAACAUUAGCGACAAUGAUUUAGCAAUAAAAUUCUGCAAUUCCUGAGUUAAUGUUCUGAUAAAUUUUUUAUUCUAAAUCGGCUGACUCUGAUUUUUCCUUAAGAUCUCAUCCAUGAUAUUAUACAACACUAGUAUAUCUGAUUGAUCUGUAGGAACCUAUAAAAACGUACAUGGCAGGUGCAGUCUCGGCACUGUUUCUUCUAGACAUCAAGGGACGGGUUCUCGUGUGGCGCGACUACCGUGGAGAUGUCUCCGCUAUUCAAGCCGAGCGCUUCUUCACCAAGCUCAUCGAGAAAGAGGGAGAUGCGCAAUCACAAGAUCCGGUUGUGUAUGAUAAUGGAGUCUCGUACUUGUUUAUACAGCAUUCCAAUGUUUAUCUUAUGACUGCGUCGAGGCAGAACUGCAAUGCUGCCAGCCUUCUUUUCUUUCUACACCGUGUAGUCGAUGUUUUUAAGCAUUAUUUUGAAGAGUUAGAAGAGGAAUCACUUAGAGAUAACUUUGUGGUGGUGUAUGAGUUGCUUGAUGAAAUGAUGGACUUUGGCUAUCCUCAAUAUACUGAAGCAACCAUCUUAAGUGAAUUUAUCAAGACUGACGCAUAUAGAAUGGAAGUUACACAGAGGCCUCCUAUGGCUGUCACAAAUGCAGUAUCUUGGCGGAGUGAGGGGAUACUAUACAAGAAGAAUGAAGUUUUCUUGGAUGUCGUGGAGAGUGUUAAUAUACUUGUCAACAGCAAUGGACAAAUAAUUAGAUCUGAUGUUGUUGGGGCGCUGAAGAUGAGAACUUAUCUGAGUGGUAUGCCUGAGUGUAAGCUUGGCCUAAAUGACAGAAUAUUGUUGGAGGCACAAGGUCGAACAACAAAGGGGAAGGCUAUUGAUUUAGAUGACAUUAAAUUUCAUCAGUGCGUGCGCUUGGCUCGAUUUGAAAAUGAUAGGACCAUCUCCUUCAUACCACCUGAUGGAUCUUUUGAUCUCAUGACAUAUCGACUCAAUACUCAGGUGAAGCCUCUGAUUUGGGUGGAAGCUCAAGUUGAGAAGCAUUCUAGAAGUCGUGUUGAGAUCCUGGUAAAAGCUAGAAGUCAGUUCAAGGAGCGGAGUACUGCAACAAAUGUUGAGAUUGAGUUGCCUGUGUCAGCUGAUGCUUCCAAUCCAAUUAUUCGGACUUCAAUGGGAUCUGCAUCAUAUGCACCUGAAACUGAUGCAUUUGUCUGGAAAAUAAAAUCUUUCCCUGGUGGCAAGGAAUACAUGUUGAGGGCUGAGUUCACUCUUCCCAGCAUAACUGAUGAAGAAGCAACUCCCGAAAGAAAAGCUCCUAUACGUGUGAAAUUUGAAAUACCAUAUUUUACUGUUUCAGGAAUUCAGGUUCGAUACCUGAAGAUUAUUGAGAAAAGUGGUUACCAGGCUCUCCCUUGGGUAAGAUACAUAACAAUGGCUGGUGAGUAUGAACUGAGGCUUAUCUGAAGGGCGCAAAUAUAUGUUGAGACUUUCCCUUCACCCAAGUUGGUUUGAUUCAUUGAUUACACGAAGAAAACUGAUGAAUGCAUGAGGAGCAACAUAAGAACUCUUAUGCCCAGGAAAUCUAUUAAAUAUUCUUUCAUUAAAUGGGUUCUGUAAGAAUUGGUUUGUACAUCAAUAUUUUUCUUUUAAUUUUCAAAUUAUUAAUUAAUAACUGCAA